CGGCCCGGGGCGGGGCCUCGGCGCUGUCCGGUGCUGAAGCGGCGGCGGCGCGGAGGGCGCGGGGAGGAGCCGGCGCGCUCGCACCGUGGACCGGGCGUCGCUGGGCCGCUGCGCCGCUGGCCGCGGGCAUGGGGCGGCCGCCGCUGCCGCUGCUGCUGCUGCUGCUGCUGCCGGCCCUGGGCCUGCCCGCCGCGCCCGCCCCCCGCCGGCAGCUCCCGGGGCGCGCGGGCUGCCUGUUCCGGGACGGACUCUGCGGGGACUCGGAGCUGUGUGUGGACGAUGGAGCGUUUGGAAGGUGCCAGUGGCUUCCCGCCAUGGACACGCCCGGCUACCCAGUGUCCCUGGGGACUCAGCGCCUGAGGGCCAGUUUGCAACAGCCACCGCACUCAGACACAGGUCUCCCCUGGCAGGAGGACGGCCACGCCCCGCACACGGCGGCCCGGGAACUCGCCGACCUGCUCGGGGUACCCCCUCGGCACCCCGCCAGGCCAGCCCCACAGAGCACCAGCAUGGGGAGGAGCGAGCCCCUGGACAGAGGCCUGGCGCUGGCCACUGCUCUGCAGCGCUUCCUGCCCUACCUGGAGGCCCUGUCCCGGCCCCCCGCCCCCGACGGGCGCAGCUGGGCGAGGAGCCCCGGGGCAGCAGCUCAGGACGGAGACCCCCUCGCGGCCCCGGGCCAGGCGCCUGCUCUCACCUACGCCCCCGAGCCCCGCCGGCGCCCGCCCGACCAGCUCAGCCCCCAGGCGGACAGCGGCGUGGAUGGGCAGAGCCUGGCCGCGGCCUUGGGCGAAUACGUGGCGCGGAAUGCCGCCCUGGCCCCGAGGAGGGGCCCCCCGGCCGGGCACGGCCCCCUGCCCGGGCUCCGGGGGGCGCCCCAGAAGCUGCCCACCUCUGCGGCCGACCUCCUGGACUCUGGCAGCGAUGCCCGGAUCCGAGAGCUCCUGAAGGACCCAGUGAAGCCCCGGGCCGAUGGCGGGACCUGGGACCCCGUGCGCCUCGACGAGAUGGUCCUCAUGCUUUCGGGCCCAGAGCAGACUGGGCUCGAGGGGACCGCCGGGGGACAGCCUGGGGAGCAGGGGGACGGCUCGGCAGCUCUGCACGGGGCCCACAGCCGGCCAGGUCACAGCGGGCCAGACGGGGGCGCCGAGGCUACCCUGGAGGUGGACGCCCCGCGCAGCUCCCUGGCUGCCCUCGGGCCCCCCAGGACAGCGGUGAGGAAGUCCGAGGCGCCCGACGCUGCCCUGUCCUCGGAGGAGGAGCGUGCGGGGCUGGAGAACGUGAGGAGCCAGACCUACUUCCGAGCACUGGGGCCCGGCCAGCGCGGGGAGCCCGCAGGCGGGCAGGACGGCCAGAGCCCGGGGGCCCAAGGGCACACCGACCCCGACCUGCGGCUGGAGGUCAAGUCCCCUUCAGAGCCCGGCUACGUGGUGACGGACAGAGACCCCCUGAGCCUGGCGCAGGGCGCGGAGCUGUUGGGGGAGCUGGCGCACCUCCUGGACCUGCCCGCCGGCGUCUUCUGGGAUGUCCGGGUGCUGGGGCCCACGGUGACCUUCAGAGUGAGCCCCGGAGUCCACAACCUGACCGAGGCAGACGCGGCCCGGGCGGCAGCUGACAGCAAGGACCGGCUGCAGAGCGCGACCGGGCUCAAGGUCCUCGGGGCUGGCGUCGGGCCGGGGGGCCAGCUGCAGCCGCGGCCUCAGCACGGACAGCCCGAGGACUCCACCAAGUUCGCGGUGCUCACCCUCGUCUCCGUGGCGGCCAUCGUGGGCGUGCUCCUGGCCUCGGGGGCCACCUACUGCCUGCGCCACGGCGCCCACCGCCGGCUCCAGGAGAAGCUGGGCGGGCCCCCCGGCCCCGACUGCACCGCUGCCUACCAGGAGCUGUGCCGGCAACGCAUGUCCGGGCGCCCGUCAGAGAGGCCCGAGGCCCCGCACACGUCACGUGUCAACAGCGUCUCGUCGCAGUUCAGUGAUGGGCCGGUGCCAAGCCCAUCCGCACGCAGCAGCACCUCGUCGUGGUCCGAGGAGCCCGUGCAGCCCAACAUGGACAUCUCCACUGGCCACAUGGUGCUGGCGUACAUGGAGGACCACCUGCGGAACAAGGGCCGGCUGCAGGAGGAGUGGCGAGCACUGUGCACCUACCAGGCGGAGCCCGGCAGCACGCUCGUGGCCCAGUGCGAGGAGAACGUGCCCAAGAACCGCUGUCCCGGGGUGCUGGCCUAUGACCACUCCAGGGUCCUGCUCAAGGUGGAGAAUGGCCACAGCCAGUCGGACUACAUCAACGCCAGCCCCAUCAUGGACCACGACCCGCGCAGCCCCGCCUACAUCGCCGCCCAGGGCCCGCUGCCCACCACCGUGGCCGACUUCUGGCAGAUGGUGUGGGAGAGCGGCUGCGUGGUCGUGGUCAUGCUCACGCCCCUGGCCGAGGCUGGCGUGCCGCAGUGCCACCACUACUGGCCCGACGAAGGCUCCUGCCUGUACCACAUCUACGAGGUGAACCUGGUGUCGGAGCACAUCUGGUGCGAGGACUUCCUGGUGCGGAGCUUCUACCUGAAGAACGUGCGGACCCAGGAGACCCGCACCGUCACCCAGUUCCACUUCGUCAGCUGGUACGACCGGGCCGUGCCCGCCUCCACCCGCUCACUGCUGGACUUCCGCAGAAAAGUAAACAAGUGCUACCGUGGCCGCUCUUGUCCAAUAAUUGUCCACUGCAGUGACGGAGCGGGCCGGAGCGGCACCUACGUCCUGAUCGACAUGGUUCUGAAUAAGAUGGCCAAAGGCGCUAAGGAGAUCGACAUCGCGGCCACCCUGGAGCACCUGCGGGACCAGAGGCCCGGCAUGGUGCAGACCAAGGAGCAGUUCGAGUUCGCGCUGACGGCCGUGGCCGAGGAGGUGAACGCCAUCCUUCAAGCCCUGCCCCAGUAGCCGCCGCCCGACCCCGCACUCCGCUGUGUCCUUCCACCCUGUAGUAAUAAAGAUCUGUGGGAGCAUCGA
Sorex araneus (European shrew) is the source of this 2993-nucleotide messenger RNA. It is a transcript of the gene PTPRN2, whose product is annotated as protein tyrosine phosphatase receptor type N2. Gene Ontology annotation, molecular function: protein tyrosine phosphatase activity. Gene Ontology annotation, biological process: protein dephosphorylation. Gene Ontology annotation, cellular component: secretory granule. Bases 129 to 2924 code for a protein of 931 amino acids. The transcript has 23 exons. The record is from RefSeq and is a predicted model, not a curated record. Lineage: Eukaryota; Metazoa; Chordata; Mammalia; Eulipotyphla; Soricidae.